Molecule: messenger RNA, 357 nt
Organism: Emiliania huxleyi CCMP1516
Lineage: Eukaryota; Haptophyta; Isochrysidales; Noelaerhabdaceae
Exons: 1
Coding region: 1-357 (118 amino acids)
Source: RefSeq, a predicted model, not a curated record
AUGAGGCGCGUUGCACUUGCCAGUGCUGCCCUGGCCUUCUGUCUGCCCGCCCAAUGGGUGGCAGGUGCCUCUGCUGCUGUGGCAUGCCUCACGGCUGCGACUGGCCGGCGCCUCGGCGCGUCAGCUCGGCUCGGCGUAGCGAUAGUGGCCAGCGCAACUCGCCUGGACUCAACGCUCAGCCAGGAGCUCCCGCACGCGCUGGCGCGAGGCAUAGCGCAUGCAACGCGCAGCAUUGCUCGCCUCGCCUCGCGCAAAUGCGACCGUCCUUGCAGCCGACAGUCCACCGCCUGCUACAGAAGCACUGCGACGAAUGCGGCACCGGCGACGCAUGGCAGGCUGGUCAUGACGCAGUUAUAG